AUGGAUAAUUACACCAGUGAUGAAGACAUAGAUGAUGCGUUUGACACCCAGCUCAUCAUUCAACAGAGUUUACAGGAUAUUCACAAGCUGGAAACUACACAGCCGUCACCUGAAGAUGAGAGCUUUUUGAUUGCAGACUGUAAGAGGAUAGUUGAAACAAUAGAGACAGGUAAGGAAGAUGUAUUGUCAGGGUUGACCAAGUACCAUUCUGCUUUUGAUGAAGCAGAUGAGUUAGGCUGGCUUCCUCUCCAUAAGGCUGCAGUGCAAUUAAAUAAGAACAUUUUGGAAAUAACCCUGAAAGCUUCAAAACCCAGUGUGUGGGAGCAAACCACCCACAAUGGUGAAACACCACUUUUUUUGGCUGUCAGAAAUUGCCUCUUAGAAAAUGUCUGUUUUCUUCUUCUCAAUGGCUGCAAUCCAAAUGCCAAGAAUGUCGAAGGCAAUUCUCCUCUUCUUACAGCUGUUCUACAGGACUCCUACAGUAUGGCCGCCUUGCUGAUCAGCCGUGGAGCAGAUGUCAAUCUGCGGUGUGCCAAUGAGAGGACAGCUCUCCACGAAGCAGCCAGACUGGGCAGACGGGACAUAGUGAAGCUCCUGCUGGUUUCUGGGGCCCACCCUGACCCAAAGAGCUCCUACGGAUUCACUCCUCUUGCUCUUGCUGCCCAAAGUGGACACACUAAAAUCAUGGAACUGUUACUGCAGAAAGGAGCUAAUGCUCUUGGUCAGGCCUCUGAUUCUUCUUCCAUCUUACUUGAAGCAGCUAGUGGAGGAAAUCCAGACUCUGUGACUCUCCUGCUAGAGUAUGGAGCUGAUGCCAACAUCCCUAAGAAUUCAGGCCACCUGCCCAUUCAUGUGGCAGCUGACAGAGGCCACUUGUUAGCUCUAAAGAUUUUGGUUCCAGUCACGGAUUUUGCUGCCAUUAAGCGGAGUGGCAUCAGUCCAGUUCACUGUGCAGCAGCAGGAGCACACCCCAAAUGCCUGGAACUUCUCAUCCAGGCUGGAUUUGAUGUAAAUUUCAUGCUAGAUCAGAGAAUUCGCAAACACUAUGAUGACCACAGGAAGUCAGCUUUGUACUUUGCUGUAUCAAAUGGUGACCUCUCUUCAGUUAAGCUGCUUCUGAGUGCUGGAGCUCUGCCUAAUCAAGACCCAGUUAACUGCCUCCAGAUAGCCCUAAGGAUGGGCAACUAUGAGCUGAUAAGCCUGCUGCUAAGGCAUGGGGCCAACGUUAAUUACUUCUGCAAAGUCAACCCUUUACAUUUCCCAUCAGCACUUCAAUACACGCUGAAAGAUGAAGUCAUGCUCAGGAUGCUGUUGAAUUAUGGGUAUGACACAGAGCGAUGCUUUGAUUGUCCUCACGGAGACAAAGCUCAUCCUUUCUAUACUUUUGAAGGCUGGACAUCUACAGUUAUCAAAGAUACUAUGUUCUGCGAAGUAAUAACUUUGUCAUGGCUGCAGUAUCUCUCUGGAAAGGUUGUUCGAGUGAUGCUUGAUUAUGUUGAUCAAGUUAGGAUCUGUUCAAAGUUGAAAGCUGUGCUCCAAAAACAGAGGCUCUGGUCAGAAAUCCAUUUUAUCUUGACAAACCCUCGCUCCCUGAAACAUUUGUGCCGCCUCAAGAUCCGGAAGUGUAUGGGACGUUUACAUUUGCGCUGCCCCAUCUUCAUGUCAUUUCUUCCGUUACCCAAUCGUCUAAAGGCAUAUGUCCUUUACAAAGAAUAUGACCUUUAUGAACAAGGAAUUUUCACAGGAACCUGGUAA
Molecule: messenger RNA, 1755 nt
Organism: Mesoplodon densirostris (Blainville's beaked whale)
Lineage: Eukaryota; Metazoa; Chordata; Mammalia; Artiodactyla; Ziphiidae
Gene: ASB14
Product: ankyrin repeat and SOCS box containing 14
Exons: 9
Coding region: 1-1755 (584 amino acids)
Biological process (GO): intracellular signal transduction
Cellular component (GO): cytoplasm
Molecular function (GO): protein binding
Source: RefSeq, a predicted model, not a curated record